GGGGGCCGGAGCUCUCCCGCCGGCGCGCGCGUGGCCACGCCCCCCACUGGAGGGCCACGCCCCUUGGUGGGGAAGCCCCGCCCACCACUGGGCCGGGGGUGACCAUGGGCAGCAAGAUGGCGGCGGCCGCCCGCGCCGUGCAGGUGGUCAAGCCGCAUACUCCGCUGAUCAAGUUCCCGGACAGGACAAGCGGUCCCAGGCCUAAAAGUUUUGCAAUCUGGGUUUCAGUACAGGAAUCUCUACAAGCAAGUGUGCCAUCGCCCCAUGCUUCAAAAGCGCAGGAGUCUGUCGGAGGCAGAGCACCAGCCUUUCAAAGUAUUUCACCUGUUAGUAGGGUACAAGGUGCACCAGACACUUCGGAAUUAGCGAGAACCUUCCCUCAGAAAUACAGAAGGAAACUUAUGUCAGAUGAAGAGAUUGAAUAUAUUCAACGUGGAGGUCCGGAGUAAGCGCGGAGGCCAAGUUUGUCCGCGCUGCUGGAGCACGGAGCGUUGUGCUCACCACGAGGGCGCUCCCUUAGCGUUACAAACGAUCGCAUCCUGGUAGCUCUAACAAAGCCCCGGAGCGAGGGGCGGGAGGGCAGGCAGGACACCGCUCACACAUUUCAGUCGAUGGCUAACUAGCAGCAGCGCCGCCGGCACACCAUUAAAAUAUUUUUCUAAUUAGCCAUUCUACACAGCGA
This is a messenger RNA of Oxyura jamaicensis (ruddy duck), 682 nucleotides long. RefSeq names its product mitochondrial ribosomal protein S36 (gene KGD4). The transcript is spliced from 4 exons. Gene Ontology annotation, biological process: 2-oxoglutarate metabolic process. The coding region runs from base 105 to 449 and encodes 114 amino acids. The record is from RefSeq and is a predicted model, not a curated record. Lineage: Eukaryota; Metazoa; Chordata; Aves; Anseriformes; Anatidae.